This is a messenger RNA of Aphanomyces invadans, 1411 nucleotides long. RefSeq lists its product as hypothetical. Gene Ontology annotation, molecular function: phosphatidate cytidylyltransferase activity. NCBI's taxonomy places the organism in Eukaryota, Oomycota, Saprolegniomycetes, Saprolegniales, Verrucalvaceae. Bases 36 to 1121 code for a protein of 361 amino acids. Gene Ontology annotation, cellular component: endoplasmic reticulum membrane. The transcript is spliced from 7 exons. The record is from RefSeq and is a predicted model, not a curated record.
CGGUCGGUGUCGAGGAACGUUGCGCACGGCUCCACAUGAAGCGCCGAGCACCCCUCAACAAGUCUCCCAAGGCAGCUGCGUCGCCGCGGCAUGAGGUGUAUGUGCAAUCGCCCAAGAAAAGCUUCAAUGGCGGCGAGGUUCCCGUCGGUGAUGACAUUGCGAAACCAAGCUUGUCAGUCGUCAAGCGCGUCGUUGCAGGCAUCUCCAUGAUCGGUCUCUUCGGCCUCAUCAUCUAUGGCGGACACUUGUACGUGACGUUGUUAGUUGUCAUCCUGCAGACACUCAUUUUCCGAGAGCUCGUCAACGUUCGAUACCGCGCGGCAGCGGAGAAGAACAUUCCGUGGUUUCGCAGCAUCCAAUGGUGUUGGUUUGGGGUGGCCUUGCUGUACAACUACGGCGACUCGUUCCAGUCGUUCCUGCGGUCGACCCAUACCAAACUCGACUUUCCCUGGUUACGCAUGUACCUGCAGUACCACACAUGGGUUAGCUUCAGUCUCUACGCCACGCUCUUUGUUUUCUCGGUGCUCAGCCUCAAAAAAGGGUAUUACAAGUACCAGAUGGGCCAGCUGACGUGGACCAUCGUGACGCUGUGCUUGAUUGUGUUCCAGAUGCGCUCCAUCUUGGACAAUAUCUUCAAAGGCCUCGUGUGGCUCUUCUUUCCCGCGUCGCUCGUGGUGUGCAACGACUGCUUUGCGUACUUUUGCGGCAAAUUGUUUGGCAAGCGCUUCAUCAAGGCGGCGUUCCUCAAGCUCAGUCCAAACAAGACGUGGGAAGGGUUCCUCGGCGCGUUCGUGUGCACGGUGGCGUUUGGUUUCUGGAGCAGUGCGCUCUUGGCGCAGUCGACUUGGAUGACGUGCCCGUUGGAGUCGAUCGAGCUGAUGCCACCGCCGCUGACGUGCACGCCCCACCCGGUCUUCAUCAAGGCAUGGUAUGCACUGCCAGCUCCAGUGGCGGCGGUGGUCUCGAUACCUCGCGUGCAGUUGUACCCGAUUCAGGUGCAUUCGCUCGUAUUUGCGUGCUUUACGUCGGUGAUAUCGCCGUUCGGCGGGUUUUACGCGUCGGCAAUCAAGCGCGCGUACAAGCUCAAGGUUGGUUCGUUGCAUGUUGUUCCGGGAUGGUGAUGGGCGGUAGGAUUUUGAUUCCGUCAUUCCUGGCCAUGGCGGGUUCAUGGACCGCAUGGACUGCCAGUUCAUCACGGCGCUCUUCACGACGGUGUACUGCACGACCUUUAUUUGGUCGUACUCUACCACCGCCGACGCCAUCGUACAGCAAGUCGUGCAAUUGCCCCGCGACCAGCAGCUGCAGGUGCUGCACCAGCUCCAAGCCGUCCUGGCCACUGCUUUGUAGCGCGUCGUUUGAGAGCGCGACAGGCGUCAAUGUACGAUAACGUGCAUGUCUUUAGCCGUGCAAA